This is a messenger RNA of Trichogramma pretiosum, 3867 nucleotides long. RefSeq names its product myocardin-related transcription factor B-like. The record is from RefSeq and is a predicted model, not a curated record. The coding region runs from base 330 to 3419 and encodes 1029 amino acids. Lineage: Eukaryota; Metazoa; Arthropoda; Insecta; Hymenoptera; Trichogrammatidae. The transcript is spliced from 11 exons.
AUAAGUUCACAUGGACGUUUGAUUGUGUGCGAACGUACGUGAGAGUAUUGUGACAUGAUUGAGAAAUCAUGCAUAAGUAAGGAAAAGAAGAAAUAGUAUCUCCGCAAUCCAACAUGGCCACAUGUCACUGCACUCAUAUUAUUUCAGAAUAACUAAUAUCUGUGCGAUUUGUUGUAAAAGAAGCAACUAGUAGAAAAAUAUUUUUGUCCAACUAUCAAUCAUGGAUACAAGUCAUUAUUUGAUACUUCAGAGGUCAAUAAUAUAUUAUUAUUAAAAUAAUAUUUUGGACAGAAGAAAAUCCAUCAGACAGUUCUAAAAUUCAAGUCAAAAUGAUAGACGAAUAUGAAUCAUUAGAUGCUGAAAUUGAUGAAACACCAUUGCAACCAUCGAUUGGACGCAAUAAAGAAUCAUUGAAGGUUAAGCUGAUGUUAAGAAGACCAUAUAACCAGCUAGUUGACCAAGGAAUCAUGCCGCCUUUCAAGUCACCGGUAUCAUUACACGAACAGACAAAACAACAAGAACGUCGAAAAACUGAAGACAUGCUCAAGGUAAAAAUUCAACAAAGGCCUGGUCGAGAAGAACUGGUUAGACAACAUAUUCUUGAAGACAUAAAACAGAUAGAUCCAAGUUUAGCUGAACGUCAUCGAAUGUUAAAAAAAGCUAAAUUAGCUGAUCAACUUAAUGAUCAACUUAGUCACCGUCCAGGGCCACUUGAACUCAUACAAAAAAAUAUUUUACACACUGAAGAGCCUAUAGAAAGAGCAGUUAAAGAGGGUCACAUACCGUUCAAGGCCACAAGUGAAGGUCAAUUGACAAAACCUCAACACCCAGACCACUAUAUAAGUUUUGAAGAUGACUCAUUAAGUUCGGAAGGUGGAGCACCUUCACCAUCAUUAAACUCUAUGGAAACAAAUCAGCAAGUUUCCAAUCUCACUGUGAAUAAUACUGAAUCAGAAAAAUUAAAAAAAAAUGAAGCGCCCGAUAAUACAGUCACUAUUGAUGGCUCUAGUAUCAAUACGUCAAAUGCGUAUAACGACGACCUUUCAUGUAUAGCUCAAAAUACUUCCAAUUUUCGAGAUAAAAUUAUAAGCUCAUCUGAUGUUCCAAAACAAUCCGUCCCUACGUCUCAGGUUAUCGAUCAUAGAAUACAAGACUUUGGUAAUUUAUCAAGUGGUAUGAACUCAGCUAGUAAUUUGGUUUCGUUAGCUACAGUUCAAAAACCAAUACUGGUAACUUCCAUUGUGCCAAAUCUCCGACCAGUACCGAAUAUUUCUAUGGUAUCACCAUCAAAUGUGAACUCGAAUUCACAAUCUAGUCCUAUUUUAGUAACUUCACAAUCCAAAUGUGAUGCUCCUGGUAAAGAGAAAAAUCGAAAAAAAUCUAAAAUCAAAAACCAACAGAAAGCAAGAACCAUAAAAUUCCACGAAUAUAAGGGUCCGCCAAAUCAUCAAAGAAUGGGUGGGGCUUCAAAUCGAUCUUGUACACAAUCAAAUGAAACAAGUUAUGAGUUACUACUUCGCCAACAACAACUUUUUCUUCAGUGGCAAGUCGAAUUCAAAAAUAAAUAUCCACAACUGAUUUUACCUGCUACACAAAGGUCAAUCAAACCAAUGUCUACAGACUCUAAUGUUGCGAAGGAAGAAUUAAAAUCAAAUGUCUCUAAUUCUAGACAAUCAAACAUAAUGUCUUGUGAGUCUACGACGGAACAGCCUCCAUUCAGACCACUCGGUAAACUAGAGGAUAUGAAAGUAUGCGACUUGAAAAUUGAACUGAAAAAACGAAAUUUACCCGUGUCAGGUUCUAAGCCUCAACUUAUCGAACGCUUGAAACCUUUUACCGAAGUUUCCAAAAAUGGAGCAGUAUGUUUAAACGGUCAGCACCUAACACAAAUGGGCCACAUACUGAUGGAUACGCCAGUUUCAUUGACAUCAGAUAAAAUUCCGAAUAAGUCACAAUCUGAUGAAGUUGAGGCAAAAAAUGAAGAUACUCCGGAAACAAAAGAGAAUAAAGGAAAACUUACUUCAAUUACAGAAACUACUUCAAAAGAGCUUGCCUAUCUUAAAAAAAUUGAAGAACUGAAACAAGAAUUAUCCAAAGCACGCACACAGCAACACCAGUCACAACAACCUAUAAAGACUGAAAAACUCGUACUUCAGCAACAUCUUCAAAAUAAAAUGCAACAGCAAAAUUUUGCUCGACAUCUCCAACAAUUACAACAGUUACAAUAUCAUCAUAAUUCAGCCCUGCAGGAACUCAAUUCAAAGACUUUUCAACAAAACCAAACAAGCAACACCGAUGUGGUUCAGUCUGCUUCCAUUACAGCCAUAAAUAAUAAAAAAAACCAGAGCAAAAACAUUUCAGCAACUAACAAUUUAGAUGUUAGUAAUGACGCAAAUAUUCAAGUGCCCUCAGCGAUUGUUUUAAAUUUAUCGAAGCCAACGAAAUUCAAUGGAUCAAUUUUAGAGGCUUUAGUGGCUCAAGCUCAAAAUGAAGCAUCUUCCAAUAACGAUAAUAGUACCUUAUUUGAAUAUGAUGAAUCGGCUAAUUUACUUAAGGUGAAAAUUGAGCCCGUUACACGAAACGUAGUGAAAAGUCAAAUGGUCGAUGAUGUAUUAGAAAUUCUUAUAAGUAAUGGUGAAUUGCCGCCAAGUGCUGCCCAAGAACUGGUUACUCCAAUGGCGCAAGAUGGUCAACAAAUGAAUCGAGUUUCCCCAAUGAUUUCUACAGAAGAUAUUUCAUCAGAAUCUUCAAUUUUGCUGUAUGCUGAUUCCAAUUCCAUGAAUAUAAACCAAAGUGAAUGCGAAAACUAUCAAAGACAAACACCACAUGUAUCACCAUCUUAUACUGCUUCUAAUCAACAAUCAUUUUGUACCUCAAAAUCGGGUCGAACAUUAGAAAAUAUCGAUACCGAAAUUAAGACUGAUCUAGUACUGACUCAAAAUGCCAAAAGUCAGUCCUCUUCAAAUCAACGCUCGCUUUCAGAUGUUAAAUCUUCUCAAGACAAUAAUCUUGAGCUUAAGGAACUUGAAUUGGAUCUCGAUACAGUGGAUUUUGGAGAGUUAGGCUGUGAAUUCGACGUAAAAAUCGAAAAUUCUCAUGAAUUAAUGGAUAUAGAAGAUAUACCUAUGGAAGUGGAUGAGCCUGAUUGGUUUAAUUCAUUAAUUCCCCAUUCGUCGACCAAAAACGAUGUUCCGCUGGAGACGGAAACUAGUAUGAACUGUUUUUCAAAUUGUGCUUCAAUGAGUAGUCGUCAGAUGAACUCUUCUUCUCGUAAUCUAAAUUCGAAUGAUAUUUAUGAUCCGUUAUUGUGCAAUAGUCAAGACGCCGAUAAUUUCUUCAAUAUAGAAGAUUCAGAAUUAAAAAUGUCUUCCGAACUUUCUCUUGCUUGGGAGAAUGGGCAAAAUGAUUUUGCAUCGUAAUUUUAAGUAACUAAUCAUCGAUCUCUCUGUUAUCCAUGAAUACUGGAUAUAGACAAGGAGUACAAAUCAUUCGCUUGAAAAAUAUUGUUGAAUCACUGAAUUGUUCGAUGUUACUUAGUGCCGCGAAAAAUAGUGAUGAUUUAAUAAGGACUCGACUGUUCGAGAAAAAUUUUUGACUUUGCUAAAAAAUAUAUAUAUUUUCCAAAGAAAUCUAAAGUGUCGUUUUGAAUUGAAUUAGGAAAUUGCUACGUAAUUCAAUUUUAAUUUCAGAAUAGUGUACCUACAAAAGGAAGAGUAAAAAGUGAGAAUUUAAUUACAAACUUAUGUAAUAAGUAUAAUUUUUAUUCAUUGACUAACUAUGUAAUUGAGUUUGUGUAUUGAUUAAAAGCUUGAAUUUAACCUGAUUGAGAAAACUCAAGUACUGAUGCGUUAUAAAAAAAAUACUAAG